UACUGGCACUUGGCAGCCCUGAGCGUGUCUUUGACACUGACACUGACACUUAAUAUUACCAGUAUUCGGUAUUCAUUAGUACCAACUGAUAAGCCAAUUUAUAUCAUAGUGAUUUUAUUUUUAAGCAAUUUACAUAUAGUUUAGCAGUUAAAAAAAUAUACCAGCACUUACUGUGUGUAUAAUUAGCAUAUAAAUAUGGAUAAUCCUGCUAAAACUAAUUUAAGAUCACCGUUAAAAAGCUUCAAAAAGAUUCCCGUAUAUGUGGUAGAGGAACACAAUGAAGUUUUAAGAUUUAUAUAUUCGGCUAUUGGUGGAAAAAAACUACCCUUAGAAGGUACAACCUUAGUACAUCUCGAUGCUCACCCAGACAUGCUUAUAGAUCGUAAGUUAAAAGGAGAGGACGCUCGGGCCGGAAGAAAAGUUUUGCCAUUAUUACAAAUAGAAAAUUGGAUUGUACCCGCGGUGGCGGCUGGCCAUAUAAGUCGUGUAGUAUGGCUGCGACCGCCGUGGGCGAAACAAUUUGCGGAUGGCUCUCGCAUGAUUCACGUUGGAGACCACCCUGAAACAGGCUUACUUCGUGUAGACAGUACAGAGCCUUACUAUAUGUCUGAUGCAUUGUAUUCCCCGCAAUUGAUCAACGAAAGAAAGUUUACAUUAACUGUUGCAGAACUUAGCGAGAGAAACGAAGAAAGCAUAAAAGACAAAAUAAAAUGUCUUGAUAUUUGUGAACCCUAUGUGCUUGAUAUUGAUUUAGAUUUUUUCAGUACAACGAACCCAUUUCUUAAUAUGUAUGACCAAAUAAAGCUGUAUGAUCAGCUGGAACCCAUAUUUGGCUUUAACAUCCCGCAGGCUAACGAUGAGAAAACAUGUAUAGAAUUGUGUAAAUCGAGAGAACAACAAUUGGUGGAACUGCAAGAACUGUUUGAAUAUUUAGAAAAGAAUUUUGAUUUAAAAGAAUACAAAGGACCGAAAUCAGAACUAUAUCAUAAGGUAUGUGAUUUAAAAGAUGUCGUGGAAGCAGAGGCACAGCGGUUAGGCGAAAAACCUGAUUGGUGGAUGAUAUUUACUGGAGGCUGUACUCGAGAUCAGGGAGGUUUGCCUCACCAUAUAAGCACUGAAGAAGACAUAGAAGAAACUGUAAAUAAGACACUAAAGACGUUUUUGAAAAAUAUCCCCCCACCUAUUAUGAUAACCGUAGCGCGAUCCAGUGACGAUGGAUACUGUCCCCCGGAUCAAACUAAUUACAUUCAGGCGUUAGUAACACAAAUUAUAAAAGAAGUGUACGACACGGACAGCCCCAUACUUUAUUAUUUGUAAAAUACUUGUGAAUAAUAUGGUUCUUGUUGUAGCUUAAUAAGAAAAUAUAAAUAAAUAUAUCCUAUUCCUAAGUACUUACAUUAAAAGAGUUUUAUUAUUGACUUAUUCUUUACUACAGAUUACAUUAAAUAGUAGUAGUUUUCAUUUUUAUGUAUUUCUUAUAAUGUAAUAAUAAUAUAAUCAUUUCUUAUAAU
This is a messenger RNA of Vanessa tameamea, 1511 nucleotides long. It is a transcript of the gene MESR6, whose product is annotated as UPF0489 protein C5orf22 homolog. The transcript is spliced from 4 exons. The record is from RefSeq and is a predicted model, not a curated record. The coding region runs from base 196 to 1317 and encodes 373 amino acids. NCBI's taxonomy places the organism in Eukaryota, Metazoa, Arthropoda, Insecta, Lepidoptera, Nymphalidae.